Ambispora gerdemannii is the source of this 387-nucleotide messenger RNA. The record is from the annotation of a GenBank genome assembly. NCBI's taxonomy places the organism in Eukaryota, Fungi, Glomeromycota, Glomeromycetes, Archaeosporales, Ambisporaceae.
AUGAUAUCACGGCUCUAUAAAAAAACCCUAUUAUUUGACGCAUUCCCGAAAGUUGAUUCAGGCUAUCAACAAAAAACCACACAAGGUGGCCUAGCAACACUUAUCGUCUCGAUUUGUUUAUGGUUUUUGAUAUUAAGCGAGUGUCGAGAGUAUUUGCAUGUCUCGCAGAGCUUUGAAUUUUUGGUCGACCAGAGUAUAAAUCGAGAGUUGCAGAUUAAUGUGGAUAUUACGGUGAAUACUCAGUUUUUGACAGUUGAUUUAUUGGAUGUUGCGGGUGAACGAGUACAUGUUGCUAAUGAAUUACAACGAGCUCCGACAAAAUUCGAAGUUAGAACAGCACGACAUGUUGGUGAAGCAAUCGACACGCCUUUAAAUGUUCAUCAGAUG